AUGGGGACAGUGGAAUCUGCCAGGGAUUGGUCCGACCAUACGGUUUCAAGUCCGCUGGCGAACCCGCACCAAUCAUCGGGACAGGAUGUUGAAGGUAUCAGGGAGCAACGGGACAAUUAUCAUAUUGGAAAUGCGUCUAGAGAGUUGCUGCCGUCAAUUGCACAUUUAGAUUUGGAAAAUAGCUCCAGGGCUGUCGGCAGGGCAUCUGCUGAUACGAGACGUCCUGGAGAAGAUAAGGACCAGAGGCCGCACAACCAACCUCUGCAUAUUCCUCAACGACAAUCCCUUCCCUCAAUACAUGAAGCGUUAGGCUCCGCCCCCUUUGGCUUGCCUUCCAAUUCUUCCUCAGCCAAACCGGGGACACUACCCACUUCCAUAUCGCCAAGCGUCGCACGUCCUUCUCUGGACGGACCUUCUGGGCCCUCCAAUCCAUUUUCAAGUGGCCCUGGAUAUUUCUUACGGGAUAACCCUUUCGCCGCACACCAGACACUUCAGCGUGGACAAACUCAGACCGAGGCCUCUCCAUCGAGCCUAGCUUCAAUUCACUCCCACGAAUCUCGCAAUCCAUCGAUCCUGUCGCUAAGCUCCGGCAAGUCACCCACUCAGAGCUCUAAAGACGGGGCUCCAUCACUGUCAAACUCCCAAUCUUCCGUCUAUGAGCUUGUUGGGGCGUCUUCCGCAGGUCCAAUGUCCUCUCCGACUAAUUAUACGACACCGUACCCUCCAACAGCUCCAUAUGGUUCACAGUUUCUCAAUGGUUCAUCUUCGCUGCCAUACUCAUCUGCAUCUUACGACAUGCGGGCUUCCUGGAAACAACACGCUAUUGAUCCGGCACGGAUGGAGGAUGUGCAAAGCACUCGAUCCAGUGCUGGUCCUGGUUCCCACAUGGACUCUGGUAAACGGCAUCUUGAAGGUUAUGAUGUGGAAAUCGUCUUUAACGAGAUUAUCGAACGGAGCAGCGCAGCAAUAGAAUUUGCCCGUCAUUUCAGUGCUAAAGCACACCAAAAUAAUCGAUCUGUGCCUGCAGCAGGAUCGAUGCCCCAGCUAUCAGAGAUCGAUGAGCUUGCACAGAUUAUCCGAAAGUCGGCUGAAGCCUUGGACAAAAUUCGAUGUUACGUCGUUGAACAAACGCUGGCUGAGCAACAGGCAGAACAACGAGCACAGACAACAGUUUACCAACGGCGUGGGCCGUACAAUGAUGACCAAGCGGCCGUGUACCGGGAAGAUUUCAAAGGUGGUGGAGGCGGUUUUGCGGGCGGCGAUUCCAAAAAACGACGAGGGAAAGCUGCCCCACCGGGUCGUUGCCACAGCUGUAACCGAGCGGAAACCCCGGAAUGGAGACGCGGGCCGGACGGCGCGCGAACGCUUUGCAACGCCUGUGGCCUACACUACGCCAAGUUAACCCGGAAGUUGGCUGGCAGUAAGCCUUCCUCGCUGGGAUCAAAUCUGAGGCCAAAGAGCGGAGCUGAUCCCAGAUCACCAACAGAACUUUAG
Paracoccidioides lutzii Pb01 is the source of this 1494-nucleotide messenger RNA. RefSeq names its product sexual development transcription factor NsdD. Gene Ontology annotation, molecular function: sequence-specific DNA binding; zinc ion binding. The transcript has 3 exons. The coding region runs from base 1 to 1494 and encodes 497 amino acids. The record is from RefSeq and is a predicted model, not a curated record. Gene Ontology annotation, biological process: regulation of DNA-templated transcription.